This is a messenger RNA of Exophiala oligosperma, 1264 nucleotides long. RefSeq lists its product as uncharacterized. Lineage: Eukaryota; Fungi; Ascomycota; Eurotiomycetes; Chaetothyriales; Herpotrichiellaceae. The record is from RefSeq and is a predicted model, not a curated record. Bases 555 to 1115 code for a protein of 186 amino acids. The transcript is spliced from 2 exons.
UUGUCUGCUUAUCCCACAAACUGGGUCUUGGGUAGGGAGUAUUUGCCCCUCCUUCUACCAGUAGUUGGUCUCAUCUUUGGAAAACCAAAAGCAAGCCAAUGACGAAAGAUGAGGAGCUUCCAGAUACGACUGCCGCGAGUAGGUAUCAAGCUUCCGAACUGAGCAUAACUUUGCCAGGACCGCUGAUUUCUUCGAGUCUUGCUACCUCGUACAAUAGCUUGUGUUGUUUGAAUCCUUCGACUAUCACUCAUCUCCAAAGGAAGAUCCUAUUCGAGCUCCGUUGCACUUAUAAGGCUGGCUACCGGAGACAUACAUCCACACAUACGUACGCACACGCAAUCACCUACACCAGCACUCGCUUAUGAGGCUUCUGGAAAGCCUUACAACAAUUGAUCCGACACGAGUCGAGUAAUACACUACCCUUUACAGAUGCGCACAUCGUCCUGUCGCUAUCUAUCAGCAUUGUAUAUUCCGAUCAUAUAACAACAAACAUUCUAAGACUCGAGGGAAGGGCUAGAAGUGAGAUAGCACCUCCAAAGCUGCUCAAUGUCACAAUGAUAGUCUCUGGUUUCACCUUCCUCCUCCUCACUUUCUCGUUCCACGCUUUAGCAUACGACUCUGGGUUCUGGACACCGUCCCCAACGAUAUCAACAACGGCAUGGUGGACACCGACCACGACGUCAUACUGGUCCACCUGGACUCCAACCACGACAUAUACGACAUGCUAUACACAAUCAGAUGUCAUUGUCACCGUGACAUCCUACCUUCCUUGUCCAGUCACGUCGACGGUGGUAUACUGGGAGUGCUGCGAUCAAUGUGAGACGAAUUGCUACAACACACCUACCCCGACACCGACGCACGGAGGAGGUGGCACGUGGAUCGGUACGACGACAGUGACUUCCUACACGACGAUAACGCCAGGUCUGGAGAUGACGACGACGAGUAACGGGGUAGUGAUUGUGUAUACUUCCGCAGCGGCGGAGAGCACGACCACGGGUCCGAGUAUAGUCUACGUUACGAGCAAUGAUUCCAUGGGUCAAGAAGGAGGUAUGCCUAAUCUUUGGUCAUAUGGAAUGUGGUUGGCUUUUGUGGCGACCGUAAUGAUUCUCUUAUGAAGAAGAUGAUGAAGACAAGACACCAGGGUAAUGAGGAACAGAACAACUACCAAGGCAUGGGCAGGACAGACUUGUCCCUCACAGGUGCAAAUGAUUAUCUAAUGCAUAUAUGUAUGUAAUGCUUAAUGAGAUAUGGGAAUGAUGAGCAC